This is a messenger RNA of Antrostomus carolinensis (chuck-will's-widow), 1922 nucleotides long. Its product is annotated as dual specificity protein phosphatase 7. Gene Ontology annotation, biological process: negative regulation of MAPK cascade; peptidyl-tyrosine dephosphorylation. The transcript is spliced from 2 exons. Gene Ontology annotation, cellular component: cytoplasm; cytosol. NCBI's taxonomy places the organism in Eukaryota, Metazoa, Chordata, Aves, Caprimulgiformes, Caprimulgidae. The annotation marks the transcript as partial. The record is from RefSeq and is a predicted model, not a curated record. Gene Ontology annotation, molecular function: protein tyrosine/threonine phosphatase activity; MAP kinase tyrosine/serine/threonine phosphatase activity; MAP kinase tyrosine phosphatase activity.
GUGGCUUUAACAAGUUUCAGACUGAAUAUUCAGAGCACUGCGAGACGAACCUUGACAGCUCCUCGCCCAGCAACUCUCCCCCAGCAUCAGUCCUUGGCCUGGGAGGGCUGCGGAUAAGCUCUGACUGUUCGGAUGGUGAAUCUGACCGGGAACCCAGCAGUGCCACGGAGUCGGAUGGGAGCCCCAUCCCUAACAAUCAGCCUGCCUUUCCGGUCCAGAUCCUACCUUACCUGUACCUAGGCUGUGCCAAAGAUUCGACCAACUUGGAUGUCCUGGGCAAAUAUGGCAUUAAAUACAUCCUGAAUGUGACUCCCAACCUGCCAAACAUGUUUGAGCAUGACGGAGAGUUCAAGUACAAGCAGAUCCCCAUCUCAGAUCACUGGAGCCAGAACCUCUCACAGUUCUUUCCCGAGGCCAUUGCUUUCAUUGAUGAGGCCCGUUCCAAGAAGUGUGGGAUCCUUGUUCACUGCCUCGCUGGCAUCAGCCGGUCCGUAACAGUCACUGUCGCCUACUUGAUGCAAAAACUCAACUUGUCCCUGAACGAUGCCUAUGACUUUGUGAAAAGGAAAAAAUCCAACAUUUCCCCAAACUUUAACUUCAUGGGCCAGCUCCUGGAUUUUGAGAGGACUCUGGGACUCAACAGCCCUUGUGACAACCGCUCGCCCAGUGAACAGCUCUACUUCACCACCCCCACCAACCACAACCUUUUUCAGCUGAACACUUUGGAGUCCACAUGAAGGGGAUGCUGUCUGGUUGGGAACUUGAGCAUCGAUUUGCUUCUCUUGAGCAUUUCAAGUCUUACAAAAGUAUCUGUCUUGCCAGGCAGCUCUGAAACGACUAGCUUCUCUGGGCAGAGGUGCCUGAUCGCUGCUUUAUGAAGGCUGAUGCCGUUCAUUAGUAUCCUGAUCAAAGUGGUUUGAAGAGGUAGUCUUCUUACAGGGGGUUAUUUAAUACGGGCGAUGUUACAGCGUUUUGAACGCAGCUGUUACCGGCAAUAACCGCUUUCCUGGGUGCAUUGGGACUGUCAGAACACGCACACGUGUGAAGAGCUACCGGGGUUAGCUUGCUGUGGAAAGUGAGAUUUAUGCACUUGGAAACCUUGAACAAAAGGUGUUGGGCCAAGACUGUUUUAAAACCCAAGUUUACUUUUUUUUUUUUUUUGAUUUAAAAAAAAAGAAAAGUUAGAUCUUACUCGAGCUUUGGGUUCAAACUCUUUUUAAAUAUGUAAGUUCCUGACUGUUUGUACAGACGAGGUUGCAAAACCAGUAUUUUAUUCUGUUUCUUGUUUGAUCAUUUAUUAUUUUUUUUAAUCAAAUGUUUAUAUUGACCAAAUGCAUUUUGCACACUUUGUGAAGCCUUGGUAUGUCCUGGCAUAUUACUGGGUACUCCAGAGAGAGAUACAUGCUGCUGCUGUUGUUGUUAGCAUCUGGUAGGAAGCUUUGUUAUGUGUGAAGGCCAGUUGGGCUUAAACGCAACCCCUUCACCACUCCUGCACUCACAAUCACAAACUCUGCACUGAUUCAGCCAAGGUGACUAAGCCGCAAGCUUUUUUUUUUUUAACGCCACCCCUGCCAAAAACACUGUUUGCUAUUGCCAGAGGUAAAACUCUUGUAGCCUCCAGAGUUGGUAGAAGCAUGUCUGAGCCCAGCUUCGUUCUCUGCUGCCUGUUGACUGACUUAACGUCAUCCAGCUGGCCCGAAACCAUUCCAGCUUCCCGAGUACAGAAGGUAGUUGUGAUGUUGGUGUUUCUCAUGCACACUUGAUUCUUUCCCACGUGUGCGGGGUGGAGGGGAGACCACGGCAAGCCCCUGGAGCAGAGCAAGGAUUGCAUAGCGGGACGGGACUGAAUCGUCACGCGUGGAGCAUGUGAGGGGAGUAAAGAGAUGUGGAAAUGAUGAGAAAAGCAUUGUAACAGAUUUUUU